UCUAACAAUGUUUGGAACGUGUUCAUCCACGUUUUGGUUUGAGAAUAGUUAAUUUACUGUGUCGCGAAAUUACAUUUAAGAAGCAUGCCGGCUACGAACACUCGUAAAAGAAGUAAAGGGCAAAAAAAGAACAAUAGUGGCAAAAGGCAACGUACAGAUGCCACUGUGCAGGAUUCUGAUACCACUCCUGAAUCAUGGCAACCAGAGACGAUCAUAGUCCAAUUAGAGAAGGUACUUCGCAGAAAGGGAAACGCCCGUGAUGCUACAGCCAUGAAAAAAUAUAUGAGAGAUCAGUUCGAGUUUUUCGGCGUCAAAAGCACGCCUCGACGAGAGAUUAUAAGGCAAAUUAUGGGUGGUAAAAAGAGUGGUCUCAGCAAAACCGAUAUCCGAAAGUUUGCUGAAGUUUUGUGGGGGAAACCGCAAAGAGAAUUGCAACAUGUCGCUAUGGAAUUUCUUGAAAAGCAUCGAAAAACAUUGUGUGAAGAAGAUUCUGAUUUUCCUGAAAAUCUUGAAUUCUUCCAAAUGUUAAUAACCACCAAAUCUUGGUGGGACACGGUUGAUAUGUUGGCAUACAAGUUGGUUGGGUAUUUAGUACAGACACACCCAACCAUGGGUAAGCCUGCGAUGCACGAGUGGAUAUCCUCAGAUAACAUGUGGAUGAGGCGGACAGCAAUUUUGCAUCAGUUAGGCUGCAAGGAAGACAGAGAUGAUGAAAUGUUAUUUCAAUUUUGCAAAGCAAGAUGUCAUGAAGAAGAGUUCUUCAUUCGCAAAGCCAUAGGUUGGUCAUUAAGAGAUUAUGCAAAAACCAACCCAAACAAGGUUAAGAAAUUUCUGCUUGAACAUAAAGAUAGCCUGAGCAAGUUGAGUUUUAAUGAGGCUGCAAAACAUCUUAAGAUGGCCAAGAAGUGAACAAGUAUUUUUAGUUAUUCGAACGAAAUAUUUGCCAGUUCUAGGAGGGUCGCAUUAAGAUGCCAAAAAAUACCUUCCAUAUAAAGGCUAUAGAAAAAGAUUAGGAAAUUCAUCUACAAAAGGGAAAACAUGGCCCACUAUAGGUUAAAAUCUUGCAUCUCUUAAAGUGGUUGGAAUUUGUGUGCUAGCUAUUACAUAUAUCACUGUAGGACAGUAUAU
Dendronephthya gigantea is the source of this 1128-nucleotide messenger RNA. RefSeq lists its product as uncharacterized. NCBI's taxonomy places the organism in Eukaryota, Metazoa, Cnidaria, Anthozoa, Malacalcyonacea, Nephtheidae. The record is from RefSeq and is a predicted model, not a curated record. The coding region runs from base 85 to 909 and encodes 274 amino acids. The transcript has a single exon.